AUGAUUCUUUCUCUCUCAAGGAAGGGAGUUGUGGGUAGAGCAUUUCGAAAGGCGCGUGCCUCCUCCGCUCGUUCUAUCACCGACAACCACCGGUCUGUCGCUGACAGGUGUCUCUCCCCAUCCUACCCCACCGGACAGGAACACCACCGUUUGAUCGUUAUCAAACGGUCAGCACAGUGGUGCUUGUGCAGUUGGGGAAACCGCACUGUUUGGUAA
Molecule: messenger RNA, 216 nt
Organism: Sphenostylis stenocarpa
Lineage: Eukaryota; Viridiplantae; Streptophyta; Magnoliopsida; Fabales; Fabaceae
Source: the annotation of a GenBank genome assembly